Molecule: messenger RNA, 2901 nt
Organism: Pyricularia oryzae 70-15
Lineage: Eukaryota; Fungi; Ascomycota; Sordariomycetes; Magnaporthales; Pyriculariaceae
Exons: 2
Coding region: 680-2353 (557 amino acids)
Source: RefSeq, a predicted model, not a curated record
CGUCACGGUCGGAUGGCUGUGUGUACUCUGCAUUGUGAGCCACCUUGGCAAUCCGGAUAUGUGAAGGCUUUCUGUGGCGACUUGCCAGUCUUCUUCACUCAACUCGUCAACUCAGAUACCAGUUCCGGUAACUUAUAGCCAGCGGGCCUGAUCGGAAAGAACUUAGCGAUUGGACGCCCCAUUAUCCUCAAUCAAGAAGACGAACAAGCUGUCUUGGUACGAAAAAUCAAUUCUCGUUCAUUGACAUGGGGUUUUACGAAUUGUAUCCAUUUACUCAAGCCUGGCGUCGGGUCUCAGCCUGAUGCCUCAAGCCAUCCAAGAUGGAGGAGGGCGGGGCUAAAUGGACAUCCCGAAUUGGAAGGCACGGCUUUAUGGUAGCUUCCCGAUAAUAGUAGAUGCCAAAGAGCAAUCUCACGAGCGGGACUUUCUUUAUUCGCUUAGGUGGAAGCACUCUGCGGCUUCCAUGACUGCUCUUCAUUUCUCCUCGGCCAACAAUCUGUUUGAACAUCACCCAUCUCGAGGCCACACAUUCAGGUUUGGCACAUAGGUACUCCGGGAAAUCGGAUGCUGCAAAUGCCGUCAUCCGACUACCAUAAGCCACUCUAGAAUAUUUUCCCAAUCCGAGUCUCCUGAAACCAGCUUGAAGACACACCAGGGCAACGGUAAACUUCUCGGAGACAUGGUCGAUCGGGCCAAGACGCCCAAGUGCGAUAACCCUCAGGGGUCGGACACUCUGAUAUCCGACGCAAAAAGCAUCGAUGGAUCGUGCUCUGGCUCACUCUUCUCGGGAGAGUCGAGCAUUAUAGCUCCCGGAAUUCCACCAGCAUCGAGACCAGCCGCCAAGGCCCGACGAGUUGCAAAAAGGUCUCUGGGCACGCAAGAGGCUGUUUCCAAGAAAGAUGAAGUCGAUGAGUACGAAAUGCCAGGAGGCUCACCACCUACACGACCCAAAAGGUCCCCGAAGCCGAUCCGAAAGCCUCCAAUCACUGCCAAGAUAUUGUCGCCUUCGACGGGACCAUACGCAGUGAGCAAGGAACAGCUUUUCAAGCGACCGGUCUCAAGGAAGACAGACCCGCUCAGCCAUGACACUCCCGCUGCCGCCCACAGACCCUUUGGCGUGAAGAAUGCCGCCCGAGAUUCCAGCUCAUCUCAUAGCACCACCAACAAGGUUGCGAAGGGCACACCAUCCCGGAUGUCUGUUGAGACGAGUCUCGAAUCAGUACCGCAGCUGCCGCGAAGUUUACCAACCUCCCUACCCAAAACUGGUCAAUUAGACAAGUCAUCCGGCAACUUGAUAGAAGAGGAGCAACGUAAGGACCCGGCUGUUGGUGGUUCUGUCCAAGUUGCUUUUUCCGAUUUCAUUCCACAGGAACAUGUUGUUUCUGAGAGCAUACCUUGUGUGCCAUCGAAGGCAAAACACCUCCCGGUCCACUACUUGACAUCUCAUGACACAGUCCAGCCCGUUGUGCCUGCAAGCCCUGACGAGUUACCCAAUCGAGCGUUUGUCCCUGUUGGUAUCGAUAGUGAAUUCAUCGUCAGAGAUACAUACGGGGCCGCCUCUUCGCCCGCCAACCUCAGCAGCGCUUCCAUCAAGAGACCAGCAUCUCCUAUUGGACCUGAUUACCAGAAGAGAGGACGGAUCAACACUCAAGUUCAAUUACCUGAAGAAGCGGAAGAUCCCAAUAAGAGGUCUGCGGCACCCAGGAAAUUGAAUGAUAGUUUGAUCAAUCUGAAAACACGCUACGAAGGCUUGCGUCAUUCAGAUGUUCCACUUGUUGGUCAGACGGCUGUCAUCCCCGGCGUCCCAGGCCUGCGGCAUGGAAAAGCACUACUUCAAAGGUUUGCUGAGGAUGACCAAGAACCCAUUUUGCCGGUUCCAGAGAAGGAGAACAUUGGUAACAGCGAUCUUCCGUUCGAGACUGUGAAUUUUUGCCCGACAAAGUGCAACAAUUUGGACCGAGACAAUGAUUCUCCAUCGAGUGGAGGAAUAGCUGACAACAAGCAGCCUCCGUUUGAAGGAGAAUGGUGGGAAACCAUCCGAGCCAUACUACAGAAUGCCUUGGAGGAUAUAAAAUGUAGAGAAGGAUUGCUUGACGUGUUUGUCGGUGACCUGAUGUCGCUAGAGCAUCAGCUUUCAUCUGUGAUAAAAAUGCAUAGGGAAGACCAAACGAGUAUACUCAGGGUCUGUCGUGAAAGCUCGCACAAUAUCGUGCGACAAUGCGAUAAGGGGCGUGAAUCCCUGCGCAAGAUUACCGAAACAGCCCGAAUGACUGAUAUCAAGAGGAUUUUACUCGAGUCACAGAGUCAGACACAGCGGUUCGUUCAAGUCUUACAGGAUCUGAGCCGUACCUGAUGGCUGUGUAACUGAUCUGAUCUCAAUGUGUACCGAUGGCCGUUAUAAUCGGCGGGACGAUUGGGCAGCGAUCGGGAAAGACACUGAAUGCACAAAUGGCUGCCUCUUUGCCGUUCGAUCUGUCAAAACAAAAAUUUAUUGGGUUGCUAUCUCUUUGCUAAAAUCUUAUUAAGCUUCAUGGCUGGCCUCGAUACCAUUGCUGAAGUUCACUAUCAGUCAAUACUGUCUUGGGAGACAACAUUUUUGCCCCCUCUACUCCUCAUGGAUUAAUGAAAACAGUCGAUUCUUCUGUACACUACUCGCCAGCCAUAGCAAAGAGACAAGACCCUGUUUUCCUCAAACCUGUUCUUUGUCACCAAAGGUACGAUCAGCGAGGAAGAUGGGCAAAGCCAGUAGCAAGCAGACCAGAGAUGCAAACUGGCGUAUGAUAAAGGCAAGUAUUGGGCCAAAGGUGGGCAAGAUGUAGCGCAGGACGUCAUCGACCUGGUAAUGGUCCUCCUGCCUGGCGAUGUAGUACUUAUGGGGGCCAUGUCUGGCGGUGCCGCCAC